This is a messenger RNA of Rhagoletis pomonella (apple maggot), 9303 nucleotides long. RefSeq names its product phosphatidylinositol 4-kinase beta (gene fwd). The coding region runs from base 441 to 6122 and encodes 1893 amino acids. The record is from RefSeq and is a predicted model, not a curated record. Gene Ontology annotation, molecular function: 1-phosphatidylinositol 4-kinase activity. Gene Ontology annotation, biological process: phosphatidylinositol-mediated signaling; phosphatidylinositol phosphate biosynthetic process. NCBI's taxonomy places the organism in Eukaryota, Metazoa, Arthropoda, Insecta, Diptera, Tephritidae. Gene Ontology annotation, cellular component: cytoplasm; membrane. The transcript has 13 exons.
UUAAAUGAUUCGCAAUAAGCAUGCAUAGCUGGAAUAGCAACAUUUCAUAAAAAAUUUAAAAAAAAAAAAUCUAUUUUCUCAACAUGUCUGCUGAAGUCUCAGUAAUCUGCUGCUCCAUUGAGACUUUGCUGAAUGCUGCAUAGUACCAUAGUACCACAACACCACAACUUUGGUUUACAACUCCCAUAAACAGCUCGAAGCAUCCAUCAUGGACUAAGGAAAAUUUGGCGAGUAAAGAUGGUUGUGAUUUAAACGAAUACUCAUUAAGUAGGCAACGGGAUAUGGAUUGAUAUAUUUCGAAUGAACCCAAGCAAACCACUUUUGAGACUGCACACCAAUGUUUGAACAAACAUUUUUUGUGAUUGAUCCAUGCUCUUUGUGAACUAAUUCAAUACUCAACUCAAGUGAAUACACACGCACUGUCAGCACAAAAAGCCAAUAUGAAUUCUGUCAUCUCCGCGUUUAAAACUAAGAAGAGUUCCAGCAACAAUGCAGCCGCCAAUGACAAAUCACUUGCCAGCGGCGGCACCUCGAACACAGCCAAUGCCAGCUCGAAGAAGAAGGCCGUCAUCAAUGCACAAGACAAUGGUUAUCAGUACCUGCGACACAUACGCGAAAUCGAAACGGCGACGAAGAUGCUUUCGCCGGUGGUAGUAGUCGACGACUUCCGAUCACCGCCUUGUGUCGAUGUAGUCGACCACGCGCCCGCAACAGUACGUCUAGCCACGGCCUUGGAAACGACGGCGACGCUACCUGCCGACUAUAAUAUGAAUGGUGCCAAGUGUGCGACGAUGAAUGGGGGUGGUGGUGGCGCUGAUAAUGGCAUUGCAAAUGCAACAACCAUCGCCACAGUGUCCAAUGUUGAGAAUGGCAAUUGCAAUGAGGCGCUCGACGGCAGCAAAACGACGUUAGCAAAUGGACUAGCGAGUCCACCGUCCCCUAGCAGUCCGGUGCAGCAGCUACUCGACGCAGAUGAUGAUGAAUCAGAGCAUUCGGCGGCGGCAUGCACGAGCAGUUCCAGUGAGCAUAGCAAUAGCACAGUUGUGCAUAGUCCCACAGGUGUACGUGCGACGACGGGGACAGUAGAGGCCACAAUGUGUGGCACAACGACAAUGUCUUCAACCGUCGCACCCCCACCCGUACCAGCACAACCCAGUCCAGCCAAAAGUCUGCACAGUAAUUCCUCAACAUCAUCAUCAUCCUCCAGCACUUCUGCCACUACAUCAGCACCUUCAUCGAUUGCCAUCUGCAAUUCGGGUCCAAGCUCGUGCAGUUCGACCACCAGCUGUGACGUGACUACGCUAGCCAACUGUUCACCACACAAUUCCACGUUGACAUUGUCGUCUACAGGCAGUGGCGUCAGCGUCAAUUCGACACCAUCUUCACCCACAGAUAUGGUCAGCUGCAAUGCUGCAGAUGCGGAUUACGUGCCUGCUUUUCUCAAGUCUGCGCCCGUCACGUUGCCCAUCAUUAUGCCGAACGGCAACAGCAGCUUGGCAUCGAUGCCACCACAUUAUCAAGCUUAUGGCAUGAAUGGUGGCAUGUGCGCUGGUAGUACGCCUGUGAACUCGGCGUCGACUACACCGAAGCAUAUACGUUACCCCAAGCCACGUUUGAGUUUGAGCCGCUUCAUCAAUCACUCGAUGCCAUCGGUGCAUGGACGACCGAAUUUGAGUGUGGCGUGCGGCGCAGGGGCGGGUGUGGGAUCUGGCGAAGCGGCGGGGACAAAUCCGCCUAAGCGCAUUUCAACGCAUCAGCGGAAUUUAAGUUUGGAUUUUAGGUCAAUGGGCAUUUUAUUGCCACCCGUUUCGCAAGUGACCAACACACGUAUCAACUUAACACAGCAUCAUCGCAAUCGUAGUCUGGAUAGCGCUCUGCAGCGCAUACCGGAGGUUGAAGUCUCCUCACCCAAUUCGGAGAGUGAGAACACAUUUUGCACACCAUCCAUUCUGGGCACGACUAUGUGCUCGAAAAUCGUCACGACUGCAGCCAAUGUAACAGCCGCCCUAACGACAACAACAACACCGGCUUUGACGUCAUCAUUAACACCUUCACCACCGCCACCACCCCCAUCCUCUUUAUUGACGGCCACCGCAGCUAGACUAUCAACCAUAACAGGUGGUUUAAUGGACUCAUCGCCGGCUGCCCCAAUUGCAGCUAUGACCACAGAGCCCACAGCAAGCAACAGCAACAAUAACAUUAACAUUGGCAACAUUAGCAACGUCAGCAGUAGCAGUAGUACAUGUGCUGGCGUGAGUGGUGAUGUUGGCGGUUCCAAUGUGAUUGCUAUUUUGUCUACAGUUGAGUCCUGCCCAACACUACGUGUGCGUCCUAAAUCGAGUGAGACAUCGUCGUCAUCAUCAUCUUCUACACGUUGUGGUGGAGUGCCGCUUGCAGGUGCGGCAACUAGCAACAUCAACAACAACCUCGCGAGUAGCAAUAAUAGCAACGGCAGCAGUAGUAGUAAGAAACGCGAGGAUCUCACCAGUCUCGGUUCCGAUGAUUCAGGCAUAAUUUGCGGUUCAGACUCGGAUCAAAUCUCCCUCAACCGCAUACGUCACUCACACGAAUCGUUGGACUCGGGUGAAAUGGAUGCAGAGGAAGAAUGCAUUGAUAUGCUCGAAACAACAUCAAUGGAUGAGGAGUAUGGCAUGCUACAAUCGGACUUAAUAUUCUAUCAAUCCGCUGAAACAGACUGUCGCACACUACGUCCAUCACGCAAACAAAAACAAAUGCAACAACAGCAUAACCGCAUCAAACAGGCGCCGUGCACAAUUUCCGAUGCAGAAAUUAUGGGUAUCGAUGGAGGAGAUGGCAGUGAUGAGGAUAUCGAUGCAGCGGCCGCAGCACAGCUGUCUGAACGUAUGCGGUAUCGCGAAUUAAAUAUGUCGCAAGCGGCGUUAAAUAUGGAACGUUCAAGUAGUGGUACACCUACGGCUCUAGAUGCCGAUUUGGAUACACCCACGGCGGAUACGGUGGAUUCGGCAACUCCAACAGCGACACAACCGAACACACCAUCAACUCCAAUGGCAACUACAGCGGUGGUGAUGACACCACAACCGACACAGACGGGCAAGGUACAAAAGAAUUCGGAGGCGGGUAGUGCUAAUGAAACCACAAAGAAUGAUGUGCUUUUUAAGAGCUUCUUUGGCGCCACUAAGAAUAUCUUUCGCACCGCGCAAAGUAUCAUUGAGAAUCACGAGAAAAGAAAUGCAGCAAAGAAUAAGAAUGAUGAUAAUGCUGGCAAUACUGGUGGCGGUAGUUCCGUAACAGACCAAGUGAAAUCGCCUACAGAUAUUUCCAAGAAGAAGGAGUUUUUCAGUCUAAUCACGUCAAAUUCGAGUAAAAAGGCUGCUGCUGCUGCUGCAGCUGCUGCCGCAGCCGCUGCCUCAGCACAACAAUCUGCUUCCAAUACACCAGCGGCUACACCUUCGGCCGAUUUGACGCCAGUUGAGCCGAAAUUUCCAACUUUUGCGUCAUCAUCCGCAGAGGUUGUCGAGAAGAAGGCCAGCGCAAGCACGGAUGUCGUGGAGAAAACUUUAAAUCUUCCUCUACCCGGUCUCGGCGCUUCCUCCUCGUCUACUUCGAUAGCAAAAUCUUCUUCCAUCUCUUCGUUGAAUAAACUAAAAGUGCCAGGUGUGGUGAAAUGCUUCAUCAAGGAGCGUCCGGCCAACAACGAUACUUUGCAAAAGACUGAAAAAGGUCCCAGUGGACUGCUGAGAUUUUUCGAAUCUCCCGUCUUCAAUAUACACUUUGCUAUUCACUAUCUGUUCUAUUCGAAAGAACCAGGUGUGCUUAGCUUUAUCGGCAAUAAGAUUUUCAGCUUCGCCGAUCAAGAAGUGGACCUCUAUAUACCGCAACUUAUUGUUAUGUACAUUCAAAUGGAUGAAUUGGCGGAAGUGCUCGACCCGUAUUUGACUAUUCGCUGUCGCAAGUCUGUAGACUUUUCAUUGAAAUGCCUUUGGUUACUCGAGGCCUAUAAUUAUCAAUUCGAUUCGUUAGGCAACGGAUCUCGCAAAUCACAACUGGCGCUCAUGAAAGAAAUCUUCUCAAAAAAGGAACGCAAAAUAUUGAGUAAAUCCGACGGUAAAGAUAAGCCUCCUGCUGUGGGCGGAGCUGUAGCCGCUGUUUCACCGCUAACUAAAAAGACCCAUCAUCGCUCACAAUCGGACGCCACGCUUUUGUUGAACGAUUCGCGCCGCCAUUCCUCAUCACUCGCAUUAAGCAUAUCAAAUCGUCACUACCAACAACCGCCAUACACAACGCAAACAUUACCAUUGAUGCCACCCAAAUUGUGUUUGGGCGAUCUGACCUCUGGACGGGCAUUCGAUAACGGCUGCACUUGCUUCGAGAGCGUACGCGGUCAGGUCAAUGGUUUGCUCGGCCAGAAAACCGUUUGCUCCUGCAAUGCACCCAAAACCGCGCCCGAGAAGGAGUUCAUGAAGGCGCUCAUAAAUGUUGGCAAAAAUAUCACAUCGCUGCCGUCCAAGGCGGAGAAAACUUCAGCGCUACGCAUGUUCUUGAACCUGAUCAAUAAGAAUCUGCCGGCUCGCGUCUGGUUGCCGGUAUAUUCGGACAUUCCACACCAUGUGGUGCGCAUAACAGAGGAAAAGACUGCGGUGCUCAACUCAAAGGACAAGACACCGUACAUCAUUUACGUCGAAGUGGUUGAGGUGCCCGAUAUUUACUCAUCGCCGCUUAUACCGAAAAUGAUGCCAUCAUUGCGACACACCAAGAGUGAAGAACACUUAGAGGGUGCUUGCAGCCAUUCCCACCAAUUGCAACAGCACAAUCACAACCAUGUGAGUUGUAGUCGCACGUCCAGCUGUAGCUCGCAUGGUGGCGCUGCCAUUGGCGGUGGUUCGAAUGCGAGUUCAAGUUGCCGUCAUAAAAAGGAGAAGCUUCUAUCUGAAUCCUCGUCUGUGGCGUCUGAUGCCCAAACGUCGACUGUUGCUGGCGGCGAUGGUGGACAUAUGUGUAGCACGCAGACCGUGGGUCUCUCACUUGGUGGUCUUCACUUGACCGAGGAUGAUGUCUGGUCGCAGGAAGAUGAUGAGAUCACAGCACAAUACAUGCAUUUGCGGAAACUGAGUGAACGAGAUGCCAUAUCGCAAAUGUCGCUAGACUCGUGCGAUUCGAGGGACCAAGGCUUACCGGUACUAUUCAAUAUUGGCGAUGUGCGCACAAGACAUUGUAAUAACUUAACCUGCGAAAACACAAAGUCAUUCAAUAAUGAUCCCGAAGAUCCAUCGGCAGCAGCUUUGAAGGAACCCUGGCAUGAAAAGGAGAAACAGAUACGCGAAUCAUCUCCCUAUGGCCAUCUUUCAAACUGGCGUCUACUUUCGGUUAUUGUAAAAUGCGGCGAUGAUUUGCGUCAAGAACUUAUGGCUACGCAGCUAUUGCAGAUGUUCAAAAUCAUUUGGCAAGAAGAGCAUGUCGAUCUCUGGGUGCGACCAUACAAAAUUGUCUGCUUAUCGAAUGACAGUGGUCUAAUCGAGCCCAUCCUUAAUACGGUAUCGCUACAUCAAAUCAAAAAGAAUUCUAAUAAAUCAUUACGCGAUUACUUUAUCGAUGAGUAUGGCUCACCAGAUGAUGAACGAUUCUGUGCGGCGCAAAAGAAUUUCGUACAAAGUUGUGCAGCUUACUGUCUGAUUUCGUAUUUAUUGCAAGUAAAAGAUCGGCAUAAUGGCAAUAUUUUGCUGCAUUCAGAUGGUCAUAUAAUACAUAUAGACUUUGGUUUUAUACUCAGCAUAUCGCCGAAAAAUUUAGGUUUCGAGCAAUCACCCUUUAAGCUAACACCUGAAUUCGUUGAUGUAAUGGGCGGCACCAAUUCUGAACUUUGGAAAGAAUUCAAUCACCUCUUGCUUGUUGGUAUGAUGUCAGCGCGCAAGCAUAUGGAUCGUAUCAUAAAUUUUGUGGAAAUAAUGCGUAGCAAUGCGCAAUUACCUUGCUUCAAAAAUGGUUGCUCUGGCACCGUACAGAAUCUCCGAAAACGAUUCCAUAUGAAUUUAACCGAACAGGAAAUGGAACGCAAAGUGGAACAACUCGUGCAGGAUUCGUUAAAGAGUCUCUCAACAAAAUUAUACGACGGCUAUCAAUACUAUACGAAUGGCAUAUUGUGAGAAAGGUUUUUCAUGAAAAUCUAAAGUAAAAGAGAAGACGCAAAACAAAAAUAAAUGCUACUACACAACACCAGCGUCUGCAGUUAGAGCAAGUUAAAAUGAUAUUUAUAUGCACACAUACAUACAUAUAUACAUAUGUGCUUACCAAGUACCAAGUAAGCUAAUUGGGUGCAAGGAGGUCAACGACUAUCGCGACAGCGACAACCGUUGCAGUUGUGUUUGAAAUGCUUGCGCCGGUGCACUUUAUGUUGAGAGUGUUGUUGUUUUUUUGUUUAGAUUUAGACAAAAUAUGUGAAUAUGUAUGUCCUUAUGACUGACAAAUUAACUGACUGAUUGACUGACUGUAGUUUUGUUAGAUAGUACGAGUGAUUAAUCAGAAACCAGAAUUCGUGCUAUUGCAUACGCCCAACAAAAAAAUAAAAAUAAGAAAUCUGAUGCUGUUGUGCAAAUUUCCAGCACUAGCAGAUAGUUUUUUUUUUAAGGUCGAUGUUAUGCAGACGAAGUUUUGUUUGACAAACAAGAUGGCUGCGCCUUAGUUUGCUCUGAGGUAGUUAGACCGAUUUUGGCACGGGGUUGCAUACUGGUGGUGUUUUUUUUUUGCUUUUUGCGAAUACGAAAUAAAAAUUGCAGAUGUAUGUAACUACACAUCGAGCACAAAUUAAUAAAUUGCAAUCAACUGUACCCUAUUCUUUAAACUUUAAAGUUUAAAGCUGGCUCCCAUAGCAUAAAUGCAGUUCUCUGUAUUUUGAUGUAUCUGAAAUUUUUUUAUUAACAAAUUUAGUUUGCUGGUGGUAGAGUCCAAAUUUUCACCGAUUUUGCAUGCAGUUUGCCAAACACAUUUUCUGUGUAACAUCGCCCUAAUACGUACUAGAAAUUAAACUGUUUCCUUUUUUGUAAAUACUGCAUACAUACAUAUACAUAUAUACAUAGGAUAUAUUUAAAACUGUAUAAUAUACAUAUAACUACAUUCAUAAAUAUAAAAAGAAUAUAAUUAGUUUUUAAUCCAAUAUGGUUAUAUUGAAUGUAAUGUUGUGUAUUACCUAAAUAGGAGUGAGUCUUAUGUGUAAAUAAAUUUAAAUAAUUUUAUCGCACAUAAAUACAUAUUUAGUUGGAUAUUUGAAAAUGAAAAAAAUAUACAUGUACCGUUAAGUUGACUAAAAAAAUAAUAAUCAACAGCGCAUAGUAAGAGAUGAAUUGGUCAUUUUAUUCAAGCUAGCCUUGUUUUCUGAAAAGUAAAUGCAUGUAAUGACUAAAAUCGCUGCUUUAUUUUUUUUUUUUUUAUAAAAUAAAGCAUUUAAUUUAUUUAAAUUUUCUGUAAAAGCGCUGUAAUGAAAAUUGCAAGAGAAGGGAAUGUUGAAUUAAAAAAAAAAAAUCUUUGAUUGAUGUACAAAAAAAGUAUAGAUUUUUUAAUGCAAACAUUCAAAAUGUACUGAAAUAUUUUUUUUUCUCUUUUACAACUAUUUAAUAAUUUCGUACGUAUUAAAAAAAGCGGUUCAAAGAAUGUAAGGUUAUAUUUCGCUGUUCAAAAAUAAUCUGAAAUUUUUUAAGAUUUUUCGACACUACGCCUACUGUUGUCUAAACAUAGCAAUAGACCAGACUGUUCGACUUGGACUACAACGAAGCAGUUCUUACCGUUACACAAUGGAUGGACGACAACAAUUAAUGGCCUCAAUGAUCUCGGUAAAAGGCUGGUGGGCUUGGCAAACUUAGCACAAUCGCGGUUCAUUUCAUUUGUGCGCCAACUUAGACUGACAUUUUAAUAUUUUUUACAGAGUUUAACAUUGUGGCAUGUUGCGCAGACGAAAUGACUGUGCAGCAAAAUUUGUAAACGAAUCGCAGAUAUUUGGUACGUUCGAUCUUAUCUUCAACUUGACUGCAUACCCAAAGAAACACCUGGAUGAGCAACAACACUUCUCAAUUCUCUUCAUACAUACCCAAAGAAACACCUGGAUGAGCAACAACACUUCUCAAUUCUCUUCAUACAUACCCUUCAAGUAGCGGUGGCCGAUAUAAAGGAGGCAGUCGAUGGGCUACGCACUGGUAUAAUAACGAUUGGAAGGGAAAAUAUCUACGCCGACACCUAAGCGGCAUUCAGAGGCCUCGAAACAAAACUACUGAGUGUCAAUUUCCGUUCUGCGUUAUGGCGAAGUGAAGUGAAAAGUAUAAAAUUAACACCGAAAUAAAUGCGGUGUAAAAGUGUUUUUGGCUAGUUAUGCCACCGUUGAGGUCAUCUCUCCAGGCAGCGAGGAUGUAGGAGUUCGCUUACAAGACUAAGGUUCAAACACGUGUGCUCGUCUUUCACCGACACCGCCGGAGCCACACUCCUUAGGGUGGACAAUUAUCACUUUUCUUGAAAAAAUUUUACGAUUUACCUGCAGUUAGAUCUUUUAAGUGGCAACAUGAAAACAAUACAAGAAAUGUAUUAAGUCAGACCCCCGCGAGGCCGAAGUAACCUACAAGUAUCAUAAACUUGACAAUCUGAAAGAAAUUAAAUAUUGCUUAAUUAUUAAACUGAUAACAUUAAAAGUGGUAGCCUCAGGCGGCUUGUUGUUGUAAACAGCAUUUUGGAUUUUUUUUUUGUUCAUUCAUGACGCUUCGUUAGCAUAGAAACAUGUGUUGUUCGAAUGUCGGACUCGCAAUGUGCUAUAUAACUUUAUUAUUAAAAAUUCGUUCAAAAAAAAUCACCAUACCACCCAGUUGGCAAAAAUUUACCAGCAUCAACAUAUAACUUUAUAUUCUAUGGACAGCACUUAUGUAAGUGCAGCAAAUAAUAACCAAAAUAAUUUAACUGAUAAAAGCAAAGAAAAAUUCUAAUGCAGCUCUUCUAAGCGUGCGAGUUUUGACAGCAAAAAAAAUAGCCUGAUAAGGUCGUAAGCUUAUACUUAAAAAAAAAAAGAAAAAAAAAAACGCUAAUAUCUCGUGCAUGUAUGCAGUGUUAAGUUUUAUGACGAAAUGAGAAUAAAUGAUUACAAAACUCUUUAUACGUGUCGAAGAAAGUAAAAGUUAAAAAUUAAUGCGAUCAUAAGGUGGUCAAACAAAUUUAACGCACCGUUAAAUAUAAAUAAAUUUACCAUCGUAUACUAGGUUUCUACACUUAUGUACAUACAUACAUAUAUUCCAAAAACAAAAGGUUAAUCUCUUGUCCACUUAUUGUUCCAAUGGCUACUUUUUUACAAGCAUA